Messenger RNA from Teleopsis dalmanni, 855 nucleotides. RefSeq lists its product as uncharacterized. The record is from RefSeq and is a predicted model, not a curated record. The transcript has 3 exons. Lineage: Eukaryota; Metazoa; Arthropoda; Insecta; Diptera; Diopsidae. Bases 40 to 855 code for a protein of 271 amino acids.
GGGAAAGGGAAGCGCAAGGGAUAUAAAAUAGGGCAUAGAAUGUUAUAUGAAGAAGGAAUCGGUGAAGAGUUCGAAGAACCAAAUAUAUAUGUCGGUUAUAAUUGCAAUGAUAUACUGAUACAACACAGGCACUAUGCUGCAGUUCGUUUUGAAAUAGUUAACAAUUCUAUCUAUAAUAUACACUUGGAUGUUUUUGCUAUUGAUGGCAUACAUAUAACGCAUGACAUUGUUGAUCGCAAAUUUCUAGAUAGUAUAUAUAAGGAAAAGGAUGAAAAUGACGACAAUGAAGAUUUUAAGUCGAAAAGCACGGAAAGUGGAGAGGAAAAAAAAUUUUUAGAGGAUGAAGAGGCACCUGUAUUUGUACCAGUACUGAAAGUAUCUUUCGAAAAUAAAUUUCGAGUUGCAGUAACACCAAAUGAUUGUCACAUGCUUGCAUAUCUGGAAAGAUAUAAUGAUCUGGAAGAAGUUGAAAUUGAUGCUUUUGACUUCAUAUUGGACUUCAAGUGGGAUUUGCACAAGAUUUUUUAUUCGUUUAUAAAAAAAAUGAAUCAAUUCAAAAAUUAUAAAAAACCUAAAUCAAAAGAAUUAUUUUUUAUUGAAAGUGUUUCGCUGAAAGGAAAACCCAGACUUCAACCAAGAGGGUUUGAGUUCUACGAUGAACUACCGGAGUUAACUGAUCUUCACGUAGCAAAAAGUAACACUCUCAUUGAACUGAUUCCACUUCAAAAUAUCGAUGAAAGAAUGCAAAACGAAUAUGCACAUUACAAAAAGGAUAUGCUUAAAUUUCCGCGAUUUAGAAAGCGAGAUCCAAAGGAUACGGAAAUUGAAUUUCCACCGAUAUUAAGCGUAAAGUAA